CCUUGUGCAUCCGGCUGAAGCUUCAGUCUCGUGUGCAAUCUCACAGUGUGGAAUGCCAGUCAGCCAGCUAAGCUACCUAGCAAAUGUGGCAUUGAAAGACAGGCGAGCGGAGUGGCUGAAUUGAGAUAAUAACGCAUUCGUCACUCGGUUGCUACAAGCUAGCUAGCGGCGUUUUCUUUGAAAAUGGCGGAUGUUGCUACAACUGGCGGUGCGGAGAAGAGCCUGGAUGAUUUCUUUGCCAAGAGGGAUAAAAAGAAGAAGAAAGAAAAGGGGAAGGGGAAAGAGACGGGAGCUGGGCCCACACCAGUUGUCCUAAAAAAGAACAAAAAGGAAAAGGAGAAGUCAACGAAAAGUGAAAACCAAGAUGCGCAGAUUGAAAGGGAGGACGAGGAGUGGAAAGAGUUUGAGCAGAAAGAGGUGGAUUACAGCGGCCUCCGACUGCAGGCUCUGCAGAUAAGUGAUGAAAAGGAGGAGGAGGAGUAUGAAAGGGAGGAAGUUGGGGAUGAUGGAGAGAUCAUCCUGGUCAGUGGAGACAAAGUUUCUGGACCUUGGAACAAAUCUGGCUCAGCUCCAGCUGCCGCUGUUGCCCCUGUGGAGGAAGUGGAAGUGCCUGAGUCCAAGCCUUCAGGUGUGUACCGCCCCCCAGGGGCCAGGCUGACCACCAACAAGCGAGGCCCCACCCAAGGCCCCCCUGAGAUCUUCAGCGACACGCAGUUUCCCUCCCUGGGGGCAACCUCUAAGCACGUGGAGACUCGCAAGGAUAGAGAAAUGGAGAAGACCUUCGAGGUGGUGAAGCACAAGACCCGUGGCCGAGAGGAGGGGGGGAGUGCUUCUAUGCAACAGCUGCAGCUUGACAACCAGUAUGCCAUCCUGGGGGCCAAGUAAGCCCCUCACUCCCCACCCCCACCCCCCCUUCACAUCCUGCGCGGUCCUGCCCAGUCCCCUCCCCUCUCCUCCCCCACCCCUUCCCUCCUGGAGGGAAACUGAAAUACAGCUGUGGUGAACCAGACCCCUGUCAAAGCUGGUGCUACCACCACCACACUGAACCUUCUGUCCCUUUUGACGCCACAGAAAACGCACACACACACUCUACAUUGACACACUGUCACCCAACACCCAUAGGCAUGCACACACAUGAUAUUGAUGCACCAUACAAAACACACAAGCAUUUGGAAGGACUAAAGGAUCGCAGCUAAAGGGGCUGUGGUUAAAGAAACAGAUCGAUUCUACCUGAUAUACCAAUAUGAACAGCACUGCAGCAGCAGCAACAAAGGACAACAAAGUUGUCUAUUGUGGAUCGUAGUCAGAGCAGCAGUCGUGUGGUACGGCAUCUCUGAACUUCUCAACUUGCUAAACUUUGAUAAAGCCACAGAGGAUCGAUACCCGGCGAGGUGAUGAUUUUCCGAACUUCUGUUGAAAUAGAUAUAUUUUUUGCGAAGAUCGUUAUAAUCCAGAACUGCACAUGGUUUUGGGGGUGGGGGGGGGGGUGUGUGUGCGCGUGUGUAUUUGAGUUUCGGUUUGGGGCACGAGAGGAAAGUCAGGGAGGGGGGAGACUACCUCAUUGGCAAAGCUGUGGCAGCCAUUUUGUCUGAGCCUCAGCUUGAGUGAGGAGAGGAAGGGGGAGGGGCUUCCAUCUGGCCCUGCAGACCAGCACCACCAUGCUCUUACACCUAGACACUUGAAGACCCCUUGUAUUCCCUCAGUAAUGAGAUCUGUGGACAAGGAGUAAAGGCUGUGGUCCUCUAUAUAGAAUAACUAUUUAAAGUGGCCUUACUGUAAAGAGAAGCUGCUUUGUCCUCUGAAGAAAGCCUACUCGCACGCUGUCUACACAGGCUGUUGGGCAGCCUGUGGAUCUUGCCUCUGAGAAAAACCUCAGUUCAACGAGAAUGUAGUGCCGAGUUGUAGUUUGAACAACUAACAACUAACUGCCCACAAUUCAUAUCCACUGUUUUGAAUUGCUACCCCAAAUUAUGAAUCCCCACCCCCCUCAAUUUGGAUUCUAUAACAUCAGAACACCAAUUAUUAAAGAUAAUUUCUAAUCUGAAGUCAUUCCUUUUGGUAAAUGUGUUGACUUUCUGCAUUGUUUGUUGUGGUGGCUGUUUUUCCACAGUGUUACCACUGUUUUUCUGUUCUUCAAAAGGUGUAAUGUGGAGGGUAGACUUCAAACUGUUACAUAUAAAGAUACAGCUACCUAUUACAAUUACCCAACUAAUUGACACCAUCUGGAUUCCCCAAAGGAAAUGUGAUUUUGUUUAGCAUAAUUCUGAUAAAGUAUAGGCUUUUGCUUUGCCCCAAAUUUGUUGCAUUGCUAAUGUCCCCAAACUUGAUUUAUAAGCUUUGCACCACAAGACAUCCUCUUUUCCCCACCUUGAAGGUUCCAUCCAUUGAUAAAGAGGCCUCAGCACUUACUGGUUUACCUGUUUUAGCAGAGGAAGCCUGUAUGUUAUUCUAAUUUCUGGAGUGAUUCAGUUUGUCUUUCCUGUUUGGCACCAAACCCACUGAUAUACUCUAUGGACACAAGAUCUAGGCGCUGUACCAAUUCUCUACAAUACAUCUUUGCUUCCUCUCUGAUCUUAAAUGGCUGGAUAGGUGGAAGUAUGUGCCUCUACACAGCUGAUACCAAUCCUGUCUGAUUGAAAUCAGUGACUUUUCCAAGGAAAGGAGAAUUUGAAUGGUGCCACUUUAGGAUCAGAUGGUUUGGAUCAACUGUAGCAUGUGGAGCCAAGCGUUAGGAGGGCUAGUUGUGUCUUGUCAAAGUUAUUCAGAAUGACCCUGGAUCUAGGCCAGUACAUGCUACAGCCAACCCCUCUUAUCACUGUAAAGUCAUAUGUUGAUCGAGACAACGAUGGCUAGCUCGCUCAUGGCUAGCUGUCUGAAACAUGUAGAAGAUCUCAAGCAAAGCUCUUUCAAAGUAUUAUGGAGUGUCAUUAAGGAGUCAGGGUUGGAGAAUCAAACCAUCUGGACGGCCUGACCUGCCGAACCACUGGCCUGCCGGACCACUGGCUGGAUGAUGACUGAAAACACUUGUGAGAUGUUUAACUCCAAAUAAAGUUGAUCCUUGUGA
Molecule: messenger RNA, 3064 nt
Organism: Osmerus eperlanus (European smelt)
Lineage: Eukaryota; Metazoa; Chordata; Actinopteri; Osmeriformes; Osmeridae
Gene: cdv3
Product: carnitine deficiency-associated gene expressed in ventricle 3
Exons: 6
Coding region: 184-885 (233 amino acids)
Cellular component (GO): cytoplasm
Source: RefSeq, a predicted model, not a curated record